Ficedula albicollis (Collared flycatcher) is the source of this 824-nucleotide messenger RNA. RefSeq names its product F-actin-capping protein subunit alpha-1-like. NCBI's taxonomy places the organism in Eukaryota, Metazoa, Chordata, Aves, Passeriformes, Muscicapidae. The record is from RefSeq and is a predicted model, not a curated record.
AUGGCAUGGAAUGUUUGGUCCCUCAGCUUCCAGUGUCGCUCCAGUGCCACUCUGGUGAUGUCACAAAAUGAGAAGGCCCAGCACAGGCCCUUCGUGACGCUGCUCCACCACCUGCCGCCAUCUUGUGCCUUUCCAGCACAGGGAACUCAAAACCUCCUCAAAACCAGCCUGGGCAAGCAGCUGUGCAUGUCCUGCUUUGAGACACCUCAGCCUUCAAAUCACUGGCACAGCCUUUGCAAAUCAGGCUGGACUUUUGCCUUGACUCCAUUUCCCACUCAUUUUACCAGUAUUCUUCUCCAAGCAAACUGCUCCAAAGUUGUCAGCUUCCGUGUAGCUUCAGCGAGCCCGAGUGAGACUCUAAAAGUGACAGACCAAAGGCAGUUUGCCACAGAUUUUAUGAAACUUGUGGAUGCCGAGGACACCAAGUUUUGUAUUGACAUUCUGGAAAACAUUCAGGUUUUGUCAGAGGAUAUAUGAGGGGAAAAUCUGUCGAGGAAUUCCCUGUUACUCAUGCUUUUAUGGACUAAACUAUGGAAUGAUCAGCAUCUGAACAACAAGGUCUCCAGUGCUGAAGUGCCUCCAUGCGUAAUGAAAUGCUAUCUUUGAUAUGAUGGCCUAAAUAAAAAAGGGGGGAAAGACAAAAUGGAGUUGUUUAAUUGAUUUAUUUCUGGAUCACUCAGGAGAGUACAGAGACUUCCAUCAGUCAAUCACCACUUUAAAAAUAAUUCAGGUCUGCAGUGACUGGAAAUAAUUUUCUUUUUUUUGUUUUUUUUCACUUUCUUCAUGGACUUUUCAAGUACUUUAUCAGUGAUGGUCAAAAUGUC